UCCCUGUGCCCAGGGCGGCCCGGGGGCGGUCCAGCCAAGUGGUGAUGGCGCAUAAAACCUCUGGCCACCUGCCGCCCACUCCUCCGUGCGCUGCUGUCCGGGGCCCGCCGUCCCCGAAGUCCUCUCCUCUGUUGCAUCUGUCGCCUUGGUCGCCGUCCCCGUCCCCCUGCAGGCGCGGAGCCCCGCAAGCGCCGGGCGGACACCAGGGCGCAAGACAUGGGUAGCAGAGCCAAGGCGCGCUGGGCGGCCGCGGCGUUUGGCGUCACGGGGCUGCUGUGUGCUGUCAUGGGCGUCGUCAUGAUCGUGAUGGUGCCCUCGAUCAUCAAGGAGCAGGUCCUCAAGAAUGUGCGCAUCGAUCCCAGUAGCCUGUCCUUCAACAUGUGGAAGGAGCUCCCCAUCCCCUUCUACUUCUCCGUCUACUUCUUUGAUGUCCUCAACCCCGACGAGAUCCUGAAGGGCGAGAAGCCACAGGUGCAGGAGCGCGGGCCCUACGUGUACAGGGAGUUCAGGCACAAGAGCAACAUCACCUUCAACGACAAUGACACGGUGUCCUUCCUUGAGUACCGCAGCUUCCAUUUCCAGCCCGACAAGUCUGGUGGCUUGGAGAGCGACUACAUCGUCAUACCCAACAUCAUGGUCUUGGGUGCCUCCGUGAUGAUGGAAGAUAAGCCCACGAGCCUGAAGCUGAUCAUGACCUUGGCAUUCAGCACCCUUGGUGAACGCGCCUUCAUGAACCGCACCGUCGGGGAGAUCAUGUGGGGCUACGAGGACCCCCUCGUGAAUCUCAUCAAUAAGUACUUUCCAGGCAUGUUCCCCUUCAAGAGCAAGUUCGGGUUAUUUGCUGAGCUCAACAACUCCAAUUCCGGGCUCUUCACCGUGUUCACCGGGAUCAAAAACAUCAGCAGGAUCCACCUUGUGGACAAGUGGAAUGGACUCAGCAAGGUCAACUACUGGCAUUCCGACCAGUGCAACAUGAUUAAUGGGACUUCUGGGCAAAUGUGGGCGCCCUUCAUGACUCCUGAAUCCUCGCUGGAAUUCUACAGCCCCGAGGCCUGCCGGUCCAUGAAGCUGAUCUACAAGGAUUCGAGGGUGUUUGAAGGUAUCCCCACCUAUCGCUUCGUGGCCCCCAAAACCUUAUUUGCCAAUGGGACCGUCUACCCACCCAAUGAAGGCUUCUGCCCUUGCCUGCAGUCUGGAAUUCAAAACGUCAGCACCUGUAGUCUCAAUGCGCCCAUGUUUCUCUCCCAUCCUCACUUCUACAACGCCGACCCGGUCCUGGCAGAAGCUGUGCUCGGCCUCCACCCUAACCAAGAAGAGCAUUCUUUGUUUCUGGACCUCCACCCGGUCACCGGCAUCCCCAUGAACUGCUCCGUGAAACUGCAGCUGAGCCUCUACAUCAAAGCCAUCAGAGGCAUCGGACAAACCGGGAAGAUUGAGCCCGUGGUCCUGCCACUGCUGUGGUUUGCAGAGAGCGGGACCAUGGAGGGCGAGACGCUGCAGACGUUCUAUACCCAGCUGGUGCUGAUGCCCAAGGUCCUGCAUUACGCCCAGUACGUCCUCCUCGCCCUGGGCUGUGUGCUGCUGCUCAUCCCGGUCGUCCACCAACUCCGGAGCCAGGGUCCCAAAGAAGCUGUGAGCCAGCCAAGCCUGGCGGCUCAGCCGGAACAGCUCCCUGGCCCCUACAACCCGCUUCUUGAGGACUCUCCCAGUGGACAGCCCGCCAGUCCCAAAGCCUGAGCCCCCCGGUUGCCACACAGCUGUCCGCACACAUGCACACAUGCCCCUGCACGUGUACACACACGUGUGUACAGGCAUGUGCAGACACACUCAGGGAUGGAGCUGCUGCUGAGGGGACUCCAGAGGAGACUCAUCAAUAAGCACUGUUUUGGAACCUUCUCUCCAUGUGACCCACAGGCCUGACCACAGGUGCUGUGGGCAUGGCGUAUCCUCCCUUGGGUGAGCCUGGCCCAUCCCACACAGGGCCCAGGUGCUUGACGACAUAUACCACCUGCUUCCCUCCCUGUUGGGCACAAAGCACUGUAGCCCCGGCUUGGUAGCUUGCCUACAAAGAACACGCCAUCUGCUCCACCGUCCUGGAAUCCCAGGCUGGGAAUGCAGGCACAGGGCCCUGGCCAGGAGCUGUGGCUAUUGUCUGCCUGCCUUGGCUGGGGCCGUGCGACUUCACACAGGCCUCAGAAAACCAUGUGGCACAAGACACGCCUGCACCAGCCCCACAACCUCCCCCACCAUCUUCCACCUCCCCGGAAUCUGCACAGACACCAGGUUUGGGUCACCACACUGAGCUGGCCACUGCCUAGCUGGGGUGGUGGCAGGCUCAGCCCUGACCUGUCACUCACAGUGUCCCUCAGCUUUUAGGGGCCAGGGUGGAGGUGGAGAGGCCUUAGGGGCCUGUCCUCCCCUAGCCGAGUGCCUCCCCCGUCACCCUCUGCCUGGUGCUCCUGGUCCCUGGGGCAAGCCCUCUUCUCUUUUCUACCUUGAGAGAAAUGAGUUUUGUUAUCUUUUAAAAAUAAUUCACUA
This is a messenger RNA of Cynocephalus volans (Philippine flying lemur), 2538 nucleotides long. RefSeq names its product scavenger receptor class B member 1 (gene SCARB1). Gene Ontology annotation, molecular function: scavenger receptor activity; lipid binding; low-density lipoprotein particle binding. Gene Ontology annotation, cellular component: caveola; cytoplasm. Bases 217 to 1737 code for a protein of 506 amino acids. The transcript is spliced from 12 exons. Gene Ontology annotation, biological process: plasma lipoprotein particle clearance; recognition of apoptotic cell; cholesterol import. Lineage: Eukaryota; Metazoa; Chordata; Mammalia; Dermoptera; Cynocephalidae. The record is from RefSeq and is a predicted model, not a curated record.